Messenger RNA from Mus pahari (shrew mouse), 1854 nucleotides. It is a transcript of the gene Ambn, whose product is annotated as ameloblastin. Gene Ontology annotation, biological process: odontogenesis of dentin-containing tooth. The record is from RefSeq and is a predicted model, not a curated record. Gene Ontology annotation, molecular function: structural constituent of tooth enamel. The transcript is spliced from 11 exons. Bases 130 to 1323 code for a protein of 397 amino acids. NCBI's taxonomy places the organism in Eukaryota, Metazoa, Chordata, Mammalia, Rodentia, Muridae.
GAGAGAUACAGAGAGAGCCCCAGGAACAGUCCAGAAAAAAUUAAUCUUCUUUUCUUAGAACUGUUUUGAUUGGCAUCAUCGGGCCUGGGAGCACAGUGAAUAUCAGCAUCUAAGAUUCCACUUUUCAAAAUGAAGGGCCUGAUCCUGUUCCUGUCCCUAGUGAAAAUGAGCCUCUCCGUGCCGGCAUUUCCUCAACAACCUGGGACUCAAGGCAUGGCACCUCCUGGCAUGGCUAGUUUGAGCCUUGAGACAAUGAGACAACUGGGAAGCUUGCAGGGACUCAACGCACUUUCUCAGUAUUCUAGACUUGGCUUUGGAAAAGCACUUAAUAGUUUAUGGUUGCACGGACUCCUCCCACCGCAUAACUCUUUCCCAUGGAUAGGACCAAGGGAACAUGAAACCCAGCAGCCAUCCUUGCAGCCUCACCAGCCAGGACUGAAACCCUUCCUCCAGCCCACUGCUGCAACCGGUGUCCAGGCCACACCCCAGAAGCCAGGGCCUCAGCCUCCAAUGCACCCUGGACAGCUGCCCUUGCAGGAAGGAGAGCUGAUAGCACCAGAUGAGCCGCAGGUGGCACCAUCAGAGAACCCACCAACAACUGAGGUACCAAUAAUGGAUUUUGCUGAUCCACAAUUUCCAACUGUGUUCCAGAUCGCCCGGUCCAUAUCUCGGGGACCAAUGGCACACAACAAAGCAUCCGCUUUUUACCCAGGAAUGUUUUACAUGUCUUAUGGAGCAAACCAAUUGAAUGCUCCUGCCAGAAUUGGCUUCAUGAGUUCAGAAGAAAUGCCUGGAGGAAGAGGAACUCCCAUGGCCUAUGGAACUCUGUUCCCAGGAUUUGGAGGCUUCAGGCAAACCCUUAGGAGACUGAAUCAGAAUUCACCCAAGGGAGGAGACUUUACUGUGGAAGUAGAUUCCCCAGUGUCUGUUACCAAAGGCCCUGAAAAGGGAGAAGGUCCAGAAGGCUCUCCACUGCAAGAGGCCAACCCAGGCAAACGGGAAAACCCCGCUCUCCUUUCACAAAUGGCACCUGGGGCCCAUGCAGGACUUCUUGCUUUCCCCAAUGACCACAUCCCCAGUAUGGCAAGGGGUCCUGCAGGGCAAAGACUCCUUGGAGUCACCCCUGCAGCUGCAGACCCACUGAUCACCCCUGAAUUAGCAGACGUUUAUGAAACCUAUGGUGCUGAUGUUACCACACCCCUGGGUGAUGGAGAAGCAACCAUGGAUAUCACCAUGUCCCCAGACACUCAGCAGCCACUGAUGCCUGGAAACAAAGUGCACCAACCCCAGGUGCACCACGCAUGGCGCUUCCAAGAGCCCUGACAGCCUUGACAUAGCAGCUACUUUGUGUAUGCACAAGCUUUCCAGCUUUGUCCCCGUAGUCCCUUGUUGCUAAUAUACUCACUACCCUUCCGCAGCGAAGAUGUGAAGAGCACUAAGCAUAUAUUAAUAAAUACAAGUGGCUAGAAAUAGUGUAGGUCCCUUCUUGCUUCCAUUCUUAUCGAAAUAAAAUGUAUCAACUGUCUCCAUGACUUAGAAAUACUAUCAAUGAUAUCAGAGCAAGUCUAAGUGGUCUAGCAUGUAGCUGUCUUAGGCGUUAUAAAAUUUCUCUUACUACAUGACAUUAUUGCCCAGGAAAUGUGACAUUGCUUCUUCCUCUACACAAAAGCACUUAGUUUCAGAAUUCCAAAGUAUUUCAUUUAAACCUUAUUAAAUGGUGAUUGGUGGGAGAACCCUGACUGCUAUUACUGGUUUCAUAUAUUGGAUUUAAAAUUCUUAUUUAUAGAAUAUUUUAUUUAAUCUAGGAAAAGAAAAGGCAAUUGGCCUGUUUUAAAUAAAGAAUUUUUCUCACUG